AUGGAAGAACUAGCAUUAUUAGUGAGACAGCGCGGUAGAGUUCGAGCGAGACUCACGGCUUUUAAAACUUUUUUGGCAAAGCUUAACGACAAUCCGGAAAAGAUAGUCGAAAUACGUAGUCGAAUAGAAAAGGCUGAACAAUUAUGGAUAGAAUUCGAUACAAUUCAAAAUAAAAUUGAAGAUAUUGAUGAUUCUGAUAUACAAGAAUCAGAAAGAAUAACGUUUGAAGAUUUAUAUCAUGAAUUAUUGUCUAAAGCUCGCACAAUAUCGAUGAUUGAAGGCUCAACUUCUUCGGCUACUAAUUUUAAUAUACAGCCUAUCGCGCAAAACGAUCCAUUGAUUGUUCGUCCAAUGGUAAAAUUGCCUAAUAUUGAUUUACCAAAAUUUGAUGAAAAUUAUGAGAGGUGGAUACCUUUCAGGGAUUUGUUCGAGUCACUUAUCGCGUCGAAUGUUGUAUUACUCAAUGUGCAAAAAUUACAUUAUUUAAGAUCUGCAUUGACAGGCGAAGCCGCCAAAGUGAUAGACUCAUUAGAAAUUAGUAAUGAUAAUUACGCGGUAGCAUGGAAUUUAUUAAAGCAAAGAUUUGAAAAUAAGAGAUUAAUAGUACAAUAUCUUAUUCAAAAGUUACUUGACAUUCCAGCUAUCACUAAAGAGUCACAUGCAGAUCUUAGACAAUUGGUGGAUAAUAUUUCACAAUAUACACAGUCGUCAAUAAACUCGGCCAACCUGUAG
Molecule: messenger RNA, 732 nt
Organism: Nylanderia fulva
Lineage: Eukaryota; Metazoa; Arthropoda; Insecta; Hymenoptera; Formicidae
Source: RefSeq, a predicted model, not a curated record